This is a messenger RNA of Pomacea canaliculata, 7727 nucleotides long. RefSeq names its product ankycorbin-like. Gene Ontology annotation, molecular function: protein binding. Lineage: Eukaryota; Metazoa; Mollusca; Gastropoda; Architaenioglossa; Ampullariidae. The record is from RefSeq and is a predicted model, not a curated record. Gene Ontology annotation, cellular component: nucleus; cytoplasm.
UUGUUGACCCAAUGCGUUACGGUCCGCUGGGUCUUCGUGCUAAGUUCGGUGAUUAUUGUUUAUUUGUUAAGCCAUGUUGAAUACCUGUUCACCAGUAAGUUCUGAAACGCGCACGUACUCUAAACAAACGUCAUUCUGAGAGACUCGUGGAAUUUUUAUUCGGGUGUUGCGACUAGGGUGGAUAACUCUUACGACUCUCACGGAUUUUGUAAAGCCGAACGACAAGAGAGAUGGCAUUAAGAAUCACUUCGUGCUUAAUGUACAUCAGACUUUGGUAAUAAUCAUUUACUGUUGAUGUCCUGAAAAGUAACAAUCUAGCCAUGACAUCCAAACGCGUCCGUAACCUUUUCAGCAAGUUUGGCCGCACCAAAAGUCAGAGCACAACUGAUUUGUCAGAAUGGAGCAAAACUGAUGAAAAGUUGAUGAAGGCUGUAGAAGCCACAGACAUAAAGAAAGUCUCCAGCAUCUUAUCCAGAAAGUCCAUGGUUCCCACUAAGCUUGGACCACGAGGUCAUUCUAUCUUCCAUGUGGCAUGUGCUAUUGGGAAUAUGCAGAUUGUGGAAAUGCUUCUUAAAGAAACAGAUGAUGUCAACGACUGUACAAUUCAAGGCAACACAUGUUUACAGCUUGCAGCUGCUAAAGGACAUGCUCAGAUUGCACAGUGUUUGAUACAGUCUGCAGCAGAGGUGGAUAUGCGGGACAGCAAUGAAAUGACAGCAUUGCACCAUGCAUGUGCAGGGCUUCACCAUGGAUGUGUUCAGGUUUUGUUGCAAGGUGGGGCUGACCCACACAGCACCGAUAAAAGCGGGAAGACACCCCUCUUCUAUGCUGCCCAUCGUGGGGAUGUAAAUAUUUGCAAGCUGCUAAUAGACAAAGGAGCAGAUGUUAAUGCUGGUGACAAAAUCCAAAUGACACCAUUGGUGAUAGCAGCAAGGGAAGGCAACCGUGAUGUUUGUGAGUUUCUUUUAAAAAGAGGGGCCAAUGCAAACCACACUGAUAGAGAAGGUCGCACAGCACUGCAGCAUGCUCUCAAAGCAGGACACACUGAACUUAAAGAAGUUUUUGCUAGUGCUCCUGCUCAGGCAUCGUGGAAUCUGAACAAUACAGUAGAAGCUGUGAGUACCACCCAUCAAGAACCUGUCCCUUUGCGCUCAUAUUCCUCACCCCAGGAAGACAUUGUGACAAGGUUCACACACAAUGACUCGCCUGCACCUCAGGGCACAGCAGAUAAAGUACAGCCUCUAGCAGGGAGUGACACAGAGAAGGCAAAUCAUUCUGACAGCAUGACACUUCAGCAUGACAAAGGCAGUGUGAGCAUCCCAGCAGAGCAGUUAGCUCUUCUGACAAAGGAGACCAAAAUAUACAAGGAACUUAAGGCAGAACAUGAGCAGCUCAGUGAAGAGUACCACACGCUGUCCAUUGAAAAUUUACGUCUGCGUGAUAGGGUGGAAUAUCUACAGCAUCAAUCCAAUGUCAAAAAUGAGCAGGAAAUCAAGCUUUUACCACAGGAAGUUCAAGAUGAGAUUAAGAAUUUGAAAAACCUCCUGGAUGAAGAGAAAGAGCGGCGGCAGGAGCUAGAGGGAAAGCUGCUGGCCAAGCACACAGAUGAGGUAGAGGGGAAACUGUUGGUCAGGCAGGCAGAUGAAGCUGAGGCAACAGUGAAAGAAAGUCAUGACACAGACAGCUGGCAGGAAAGUGAUGAGGAGUUGUAUGAGUCUUCUGACAAAAAAACAAAAAGUGGAAACAACGUAGAAGACAAACAGAUGGUAGCUUUACUUCGCAGUCAGAUCUUAGCACUCCGUCAGGAAAACGAUCAGCUGAAAGAAAAGUUACAGCCAAGGGAAGCUGCUGAUGACCAGAAGGUUGCUAGAGUUGUGAGCAAUGAGGAGCUGGUCAGGACAAAUAUGACUCUUAAGACUGAGCUCCAGUCACUGCAGAGAACAAUUACAGCUUUAGAAGAGGAGAAGUCGGCUCUGCAAAACAAAGUAGACAUGUUGGAGGAAGAGAAGGCAUCCAUACCAUCAGAUAAAGUGGCUGUGAUGCGUUCACACAAGCUUAUGGAGGAGGUGAAGUUUGAUGAAGAAGGAUUUGUAGAUGGCCAGGAUCUGACCAAGGAAGAGUUUUUGCAGGCCCAGAAUGAACAUUUAAAAGACCACUGUAGUGUAUUAACGGAGGAGCUUGUGAAAUUGCGGGGGACAUUCGAUGCAAUCCUGAAGGCUGGUGAUAACCUGCAGGUAGACUACGAUCAGCUGCAAGCAGAAAAAGAAAAAAUACAUGACCGCUUGGAAGCUGUAAUUAGAGAAAAGGAAGAGGUGGUGAAGGAGAACGAGUUUUUGCUGUCAGAUGGUAAUGCACUCCAUGAAGACCUCAAAAAACUUAUUCAAGAACUGGAAAAAAUGCAGGACAAAUAUAAUAAAGUCUGUGCUGAAAAAGAAGAAUUAGAACGGCAGGCUACAGCCAUCACAAUUGCUAGCAAAGUUGGGGAAGUGGCUAGACUUUUGGAAGAGAGAGAAAAAAUGCAACAGAGGCUAAGAGACGCAGAGAAGACACUUGAGAAACUGACACAUGACCAAGCUAUUCUGCUUGAAGAAGUGCAGAGUCUUCAAGAACGUAAUGCAGCAGCAUCUCAGGAAAUUGAAGCUCUACAGGCAGAACUGGAAGAGGCUGAGAAUAUGGCAGCUCAGCACGAGGCCCUGACCAAGGACUAUAACCAGCUGGAGAUCGACUUCAACGAAUUACUCAAGGACAAAGAAAGGCUUGAACAGGAUCUACUUAACCAGGCAGGUAGCACCAGCCCAACUCCCAAGCACCGGCUGCCUAGCCACACAGUAGAAACAGAGCUGUGGCUGGAAGAGCGAGAUCUUCUGGUUGCUGAACGAGACCAGCUGGAGCUCACCAUUAAAGAGCUAGCAACAGAAAAUGCUCUGUUGGAGAAAAAACUGGAGCUGGCGCAGAGGAAAAUUCUGGAAAGUGAGUCUGGGGGAGUAGAGAAAGCUCCAGGGAGCUUUCCAAGAACCAAUCAAGGUCAGUCACAUCUGGAGCGCAUGCUAGAAGAAGUGACCAGAGAGAAUGGAGAGUUGGAAGAGGAGCUGGCCCAUGCUCAGGAUCAAAUUGCAGACUUGGAGGCAAGGCUAGAAUCUAGUCAACGUGAAGAGGAUGAGGGAGAGGAUAUAGAGGCACUGAGGGCAAGCGUCACUCAGCUAGAACUAACAGUAGCAGAACUGUCAAGGGAAAACGUCCAGCUGGAGAAUGACCUUCUCAACUCUCGGAACAGCUCGAAGCUGCACGAGAAGCACUGGACAGCAAAUGGGUGUUAGAGCACAGCAAAUUCCACCAGGGAAGAAACAAUAGAAAAACUUAAGAAACAAAAUGGUGCCUUAGUUGAGCAAGCAUCUGCCUUACAAAAAGAGAUUGCAGAUUUGAAGCAGAAUGUAAAUAUGCAGAGCAAAGCAGGAAAAACUUUGGAUGUUAAUAUCCGUGAAAAUCACUUGUUAGAAGCGAUAGCUCAGCUUCAAAAUGAGAAGGGAAAGCUGGAACAAGAACUGCAACAACUGAAAGCCAAGCAUCAAACUGUGAUACUCGAAUCAAGGGGAAGAAGUGCUACAGUAACAGAAAGUCAUCAGUUUGAUGAAGAGAAAAAAUACCAGAUGGAGGAGGUCCAAUCCCUGAGGGCCCAGUUAGACAAGCUUCAUUUACAUAUGGCUGAACUGGAGCAGAGUUAUCAAGAUAAAGUCAAUACUUACAGGACACACCUACUUAGUGCUGUCCAGGGUCAUAUGGAUCCAGAUGUAAAGGAGGCACUGCACAGCAUCAUUGAGAUGCGAAGCAUGGAACAGUUUUGUUGACCGCAAACUCCAGGUUCUUGUAAACUGGAGACAUUUAGCUCAGGGCAUGGAGCUGGUGUGACACUUUCAGAUAUUACCCUGUGAUCUACCUGUUAACUAUUCACUUGACUUGUGGAUAUACUCUUUUAAGUUAAGAUAAACUAUGGUGCUUGUGAAAAAUAAAUGCCUUUUAUGGAUAUUUUUUAAAAAAGGCGUACAAUAAUAUGCUGCAUUUUAUUAGUACCAUAAAUGUAAAUUUUGAAUAAGGUUUCUGCUUAGUUGUUUCUGAUUCUAGUAUUUAUGUUAAUGGUAUUUUGAAAUCGUUCCUGCAGUUGUGAUCCGAAAACAGUUGUCCUUUGUUGGGGAAAUAGUGGAUAGCAAAGACAAAUCAGAAAUUUACUGUUUACUAACUUAUGGUGUUCUGACUGUUCAAGUCAAAGUAUGUUUACAAUUCGUAGCCAUUCUUUUCAUCACUCCCCCAUGUUGUCUUCCAUGUUUGCCUUUUUUAAAUCAGUUUUCAAGACAUCUUUCACAUCUGUCUGCAAAGAUUUUCCGCUAUUUGUGCUCCUGAACAAAGUACAAAUGUGCAAACAGAAGCCAAUCAAGAUGUUUUGGAGGUGGGGAGGGUGGAACCGCAGGUGGUAUUUUUUUAUAUGUUCAAAGUCUUUUGUACACGCACUUUGAGCAACAUCAGUAUUGAGUACUUGCUGCUUUGAUUCACUUGUUCCUAUGCAAUAUUUUACAUUUUAAAAGAUUUUUAUAGAGCUGUUUAGACAAUGCUGUAUGCUAUUAGUUAUGGAAGUGUCACCUGCUAGUCUCCACAUUUAAUAGAAAGAGGGUUUUUUCCUUCUCCUCUAUCUGGUUCAUUAGUUGUUCAAGCUUGGCCGACUGAUUUAUUUGUAUAUGUCUAUUCACAUUUUUAUCAUUUUGGUUUCUGUGAAUCCUUUCUAACCUCAAGCCUUUCUCCUAAUCGAAAAUGUAAAAACAAUAAGGAUCAUAUGUUCUCUACUUACAAAAAAAGAACUGUUUGAAUCUACAGCAACAGAUAAAAUACCAUGAAUGAAAAAAAUCAUGGUUUUCCCACUUUGAUGACUUCAUAGUGUUUAGUUCUUGUCAGCUUAUGCAAUUUUUCUUUUAAAUGCUUCUAAUUAAUGAACAGACACAUUUUUAGUUUUAUUCCUCUAGCUAAAGGUAAAACUUACAGCUAAUGUUGGAGAAAGAAUGGUUUGACCCGAGAAGGGCAGUGAAGAACACAUGGCACUGGCCAUCCUAGUAGUCAUUCUUCUCAACCUGCUUCUAUCUGGCCCAACAAGUACCUUCACUUUCCUGAACCAGAUCAAACCCAUUCUUUCCUGCUAAAGGGACAUAUCAGCCUUUAUAGCAGGUGACACAUCUACAACUGAAAGCAAAUAAAAUGGUGUUGCUUUGUUCAUUAUGUCUUUGUUUUCAAGAAGACAAUGUUUUCUUAAGUAAUUUUUUACCUCAUUCUUCAUAGACCAAAGAGAGUUAAAUGCUUUGCUUAUACCUUUAUUUAGCUACAUGCAUUCGGACACAAUCACAUUCUUUCUUAUGGUUAAAACAUUUAGUUUCUAAAAUAAUUUUGAAGAUUUUUAAAAAGAUUUAAUCUGUAUUCCAUUUGUAUGUCUCUUAUAAAAAUGUAGGGGAUGGGACAAAAGUUUUGACAUUUUUUUAUGUAAACAAAUAUUUUCCCCAUCUUAAAACUUGACUUAAAAACAUAAAUAAAACAGGACAGCCUUGUGAAAUGUGAUAACAUUUAGUGAUAUAUACUUUUUACUGAUCAUUUGACUAUUCAACAGAAACUUAAAAUGCAGCCAAAUACUAUUGAAUAUACUUAAGAAUAAUACAGCUUCUGCUAGCCAUUUCUUGAAAAAAUGUUGCUACAAAUUUUAUAAGAUUUUUAUGUUUAUUUAGUUGGUACAAUUGCACAACAGAUGUGCAGCAUUCUGGUCUUGAUGAAGUUUUCUUUUUUCUUGAGGAGUGUCUAUAUCCAUUGUUCUAAGAGUGAUGAAUAAAACAUUUACAGUUAGCACUAAUUGUAUGUAAAAUAUACCUUUUAGAACUCAUAAUUAUUUUACUGUUACUAGUUAAUGUGACUAAAAUUUUGUGCAGAUAAUAAAAACUUGCAUAAACUUUUGUAAAAACUAAUGUCAUCGAGGCAUCUAUCUGCAGUUAUCUAUCAAACCUUUUAAACCAUUUUGAAAUGGAAUAUUUGUGAUAUCAAUUUUCUAUGAAUAGUCAUAAAACUGUUUAUCUGGUAUCUUGUAUGGCAUAAUUAUUUAGGUUUGUGAUCUUAAAAAAUGUAUAGGGAAGAUUUAAUUAUGCAAAGCAGUGAGAUUUUUUUCCUCUUCAGCAAAUAAUGAAGAAAACAAUUUUCUCAAAGUCACAAGAUUUGGGUGAAGGAAUUGCUUUUGAUGAUAAAGUGUCUUAAUUGUUUAGUUAGGUCUAUUGAUGCUGCUGUAACAUUCAAGACCUGCUUUAAAAUCAGAUGGUAUGCGGAUGUAAGCAGCGUCAAAUAGCUUUUUAAGAGCCAACAGAAGCUGUGGCAUUCUGAAGGUCACUAUGGUUUUGUCAAAUUUCCAGCAUUCCCACUUUGCUGUUGUAUUAUUGUGGACCAGUAUUUUUAUGGGUUCUCCCUUUCCCCCAAAUUCCAAACUUCCGGACAGAUUAGUAGUGACUGAUGAAUGGUAGCGUAGAUAUUGAAAAAAACAAUAUGGUGGUAUCCAGAAGGCACUGUAAAAACAUUGUUUUUAGAACUUGUAGGACUUGUUUAUUUUGUUACUUUCAGAUGAUUUACUAAAGUAAAAUGUUUCAUACUUGAGAACUGGUUUUAUGAAACAUCAAAUAUGCAGGGCUGCUAAGUACAUGCCCAUGUAGGCACAUGUAGUUUGUGGGUUGGCAGUAUGAGGAGGGCAAGAGAAGAGAACAAAGACUGGGCACAUAAAAUGGUGCAAAAAGGAAAAUAAAGUUUUUUGUUUUUUGUUUUUGUAAUUUUAAUUUUCCUUCAGAUCUUUUUCAUUCUAUGUGUACAAUCACUGAAGUUUUUUCACUGAUUAGUGUGCAGCUGGCAAACAAAACCACUGUUGCCAAAGCCCACAUCACUGGAAAAACAGACUAUCAGCAAAUAAAUGAGAAUCUCAGAGUUAUUAGUAAAUAGGAAAGAGUAGUUUUGUUUCAAUAUGUUGUGUGUAAAUAAGGAUUUGCAAGCAGCUGAAAACGUUAACUGUCAAAUCAAAUUGAUCAGUAAGUGCAUGGAUUUUGAAAUAAAGUGUUAAGACAUUUUUGAUUGUGUAUAUAAAUGGAAGCUUAAGCAUGUAAAUCUUGUACUUUAAAGCUUUUUAAUUUUGUGUUUUAUCUGGAGAAACUUUUGAAAUAUUUUGUUGACAUGCCACACCAUUUUUUAAAAUAUGUUAUUCAGUUUUAUUCUUCUCUUGCCAAACAUAUGUUUCCCACCAAGAGGCAUUGCCUCUAGGCAUUACAAAGAAGAAAAGCUCAGCAUUUUGUGCAGUCAAAAUGCAAAACAAAAAGAUAAAAGAAUGAGUUAAAAAAUGUGUACUUCCAAAUAUGUUCUGACGAUGUACCAAAAGGAAAACUAGCUGUGACAAAUGUAUUUUGAAUUGUUCAAUUUGUUUAUUUUUUACUCAAUUGUAGCACAUUUAUACAAAAUAAUUAUGCAAGAGCUGAAAUAUCUACUCUAUAUCUACUGUGUGCCUUUUCUUCUUGCUUUGCUUUUAUCAUUUUAUAUACAGGACAUAGCUGUUAUUAAGCUGAAAAAAAACCAUUUAGGCAAAGGUCUGUUGUUCCGCAUUGUUUUUUCUUCCAAGUGUUUACAAUUCUCAUGGAAAUAUAUGUAUGGAAUUGAAAUAAAUUAUUUUAUAAAAUUUA